UUGGAGAUGAACUGGAAGAACUGCCAUUUUGCGAGAGGAUGCUAUUUUGGCUACUGUUAUUCAAACUCAUAAACCGUAAAUAUUCAAUACUCAAUACUCAAAUCCAUCCUGUGCAUACACUGAGCUUUUUUUCACAAAUAUAAUGAAGGCUUCGUUACUACUUUUCAAAGCAUUGGCAAAAAAUGAAAAUAUAGCAGUGGUUGGAGGAGGUAUCUCGGGAUUAUCGUAUGCCUAUUUUUUGACCAAACUACGACCAGACUUGACAGUGACAGUCUUCGAGGAAUCAAAUAAAACUGGAGGCUAUAUAUACUCCCCAAUUGGGUACAAGAAAGAGCUACCUCUCAAGCACAAUCUAAAUGGUGCUGUUGAAGAAAAUUUCGAGAAAAUUUUAUUUGAAAAAGGACCAAGAACUUUGAGAGGGAAAUCAGAUGGAACAUUGAUUAUAUUGGACCUAUUGCAUCGAUUCAAAUUAACUGAUCAAGUCUACGCGAUCCCCAAAGACUCAAUUGCCAACAAGAAAUAUCUACUUUCUAACGGCAAUAAACUUAUUGAGGUUCCAAACUCGUUUCUUCGCAAUCCCAUUGUUUUGUUAAAAUUUUUAAUGUCGCCAGUGUUUCAGUUUCGAAAAGCAAUGGUUAAUUUAAUUUGCGAAGUAUUUCGAAGAAAGAAAGGCUGGAGUGACAGCAAGAUGGACGAGUCGGUUGAAUCAUUUUUAAAUCGAAGACUUGGUAAAGAAUUAUCCAAUAUUGCUAGUGCAGUUUAUCAUGGGAUAUUUGCAGGAGACAUUGGAAAAUUGUCUAUUAAAUCGCUAAUGCCGGGGAUGUAUCAAAUAGAAAAACAUGGCAAUUCACUAGUUGGGAUUACUUUACUCAAUACCAAAAGAAAUUUACUAAGUAUCUUUAUAAGUGAGCAAGAAAAACGAGUUGCUAAACAAAAGAGAAAUGACAACUUAUUAUCAAAGGACAUCAAAAAAUAUGAAAAGUUUUUUUUCAACAAAGAUCUAAAUCUAAGUAAAUUAUCAGUUUUAUUGAAGAGUAUUCCGAUGAUAUCGUUCAAAAAUGGAUUACAAUCGCUAACAACAGCGUUGGGUGAAAACUUUAGCCUCUCGAAUUCAGGAAAAAAUAGAAUUUUAACAGAAAAUGGGAUCACCCAGAUUGAUAUCAGUGAGGAGCGUAACAAAAUUAUUGUGAAUAACCAAUAUGAAUUUGAUUAUCUUAAGAGUACAUUAAACUCUCCAAAAUUAGUGAAAAUCUUGGAAAAUAGUACGGAAAAUCUUGAAAAGAAUGGCAAAAUUAGAAAUUUAAUUGAGCUCAUGAAAAGAAUCAAUUACGUGACAGUUUGCGUGGGUAAUAUUUACGUUCCCAGACAGGAUUUAUUAAAGAGUAAUCAUGGAUUUGGAUAUUUGAUCCCUAAAAACUAUGAAAAACAAACCAAUAAUAAAGAAAAGCUCUUAGGAGUAAUAUUCGAUUCAGAUAUAGAAAAAUCACGAAAAUUACUUUUCAAUGAGCAAAUAAGCAGGAAAUUAACAAACGAAGAAUUACCAAAUAAGGAUAAAAUCGAUAAAAGUGCAAACAAUAAAUUGUUUUACACAGAUGUGAAAUUUCCUGAAUUGGAACUAGAUUUUAAUAAAGAGCAGUUGGAUUAUACUAAAAUCACAGCCAUAAUGGGAGGACACUAUUGGUCGCCUAGUAGUAAUAACCAAGAUGUUGAUAAAUACGAUAACGAGGAGAAUGUUCCAUCCAAGUCCAUUGCACUCAAAAUGAUUAAGCUGGCUGUUUCCAAGCAGUUGAAUAUCGAGUUGGAUGACAUUAAAGAAAAGCUCAUUGAACUAGAGAUCGUCAAAAACGCCAUUCCUCAGUAUGAAGUUGGAUUUAUAGAAUUAAGGGAGGAGAUUCACCAAAAGGUCUGCGAGAUCUACAAGGACAAGGUCAAGCUAGGAGGGAUGAGCUUUUCCAAUGGGAUUGGAGUGCCAGACUGUGUUCUAAAUGGAUUUACAGAAGCAUUGGCAGAUUCAGGGAUAGAAGAGAAGGAGGAGCCAGACAAGUAGGAAAAAAACAGCUUCUGCGAUGGCUCUGCUGCCAGAAGAAUCAAUAAAGGGUAUAUACUUGAUGAUACUCAUCCAGCCAGAAGAGAAUAA
Ascoidea rubescens DSM 1968 is the source of this 2137-nucleotide messenger RNA. RefSeq names its product oxygen-dependent protoporphyrinogen oxidase (gene HEM14). Lineage: Eukaryota; Fungi; Ascomycota; Saccharomycetes; Ascoideales; Ascoideaceae. The record is from RefSeq and is a predicted model, not a curated record. Bases 143 to 2047 code for a protein of 634 amino acids. Gene Ontology annotation, biological process: heme biosynthetic process. Gene Ontology annotation, molecular function: protoporphyrinogen oxidase activity, oxygen as acceptor. The transcript has a single exon. Gene Ontology annotation, cellular component: mitochondrial inner membrane.